Molecule: messenger RNA, 1653 nt
Organism: Aspergillus udagawae
Lineage: Eukaryota; Fungi; Ascomycota; Eurotiomycetes; Eurotiales; Aspergillaceae
Product: phosphomannomutase
Exons: 1
Coding region: 1-1653 (550 amino acids)
Biological process (GO): carbohydrate metabolic process
Molecular function (GO): phosphomannomutase activity; magnesium ion binding
Source: RefSeq, a predicted model, not a curated record
AUGUCGACUGCUUCCCCAUCCGACGCCCUGCGCUUCCACCUGGCAUAUAAACCGCAGCCCCUCAAAUUCGGCACUAGUGGUCGGAGGGGCAAAGUGGUUGACUUGACGCAGCUGGAGAUCUACACAAAUGUCCUGGCAGAGAUUCGCUAUUUGCAGUCAUUGCAGCUCUCAGAAGGAGGCAUCCGCAAAGGCGAUGACUUCUAUUUCGCACACGACCUCCGACCCAGCUCCACUGGCUAUGUAGAGAACAACCGCGGUGGUCUUUGUCAAGCGGUCGUGCAAGCCUUGAAAGACGGAGGCAUGCAUCCUAUCAAUCUUGGGGCUAUUCCUACGCCUGCGCUCACCUAUUUUGCCCUUCAAAAGGCCAAGGGAAGCAUCAUGGUAACGGGGAGCCACAUCCCGUUUGAUCGUAACGGCUACAAGCUCAAUACCUCCAAAGGAGAACUCCUCAAAAAGGACGAACAGCCAAUCAACAAUGUGGUUGAUGUUGUGCGCGAAGAGCUUCUCUCUCAGCCCUUUGCCGAUUCUCUGUUCAAUGACCAAGGCAUGCUUCGCGAUUCCCCAUCAGACCUUCCUCCUGUUGCGCCCGAGGGUAGAGCUGCCUAUAUCCAGCGCUACCUGGAUUUCUUUCGAGGUGAAUCGCUCAAGGGCAUGAAGAUUCUCGUGUAUCAGCAUUCUGCCGUCGGUCGCGACGUUCUGGUUGAGAUUCUGGAGAAGCUUGGUGCCGAGGCCACUCCAGCCGGCCGCAGCGAGACCUUUGUCCCCAUAGACACCGAAGCCAUCGACGAGGCGCAACUCAACACCGUCCAGAGUCUGUACGAUAGCACGGGACAGACAUUCAACGCGGUCGUCUCGACAGAUGGAGACAGCGAUCGCCCGCUCCUCCUCGCCCCGGAGAGCGCUAGACUCCGCUUCUUCGGCGGCGACCUGCUAGGCAUGAUCGUCGCGGACUUCCUGCAAGCUGACUCCGUCGUGGUCCCAAUCAGCACCAACGACGCCAUCGACCGCGGCCCGCUGGCCGGCGUUCUCGAACCGAAAACAAAGAUCGGCAGUCCGUACGUGAUCGCCGGGAUGCAGAGUGCCGUGGCAAAAGGCCGCCAUCGCGUCUGCGGAUGGGAAGCCAACGGCGGCUUUCUGACGGGCUCUGACAUCGAACGCGACAGCAAGGUGCUUACUGCGCUCCCGACGCGCGAUGCGGUGCUCCCUCUCCUCUGUGCCCUGUUUGCAGCGCAAAGCCGGCACAUGGCCCUGCCUGCGCUCUUCACAACCCUGCCCAAACGGUUCAGCCGUGCUGCGUUGAUCCGGAACUUCCCUCGUGCCACGAGCAUGAAGAUCAUCGACCGCUUCUCACUGCGUGAGGGUGAAGCGCAGAAUGCGGAAGAGCAAUCCCGUCGGAUUCGUCAAGAGCUCGAAGGGAUUUUCUCUGUUCGACAUGGGUUUUCUUCGAUCUCCCGUAUAGAUUAUACGGAUGGGGUUCGGGUCAUUUUCCAGAACGGAGAUGUCGCUCAUUUCCGUCCUUCGGGGAAUGCGGAUGAACUUCGAAUCUAUGCCGUGGCGGACACGCAGGAGCGUGCGGACCAGAUCGCGGCGGAGGGGGUGGCUGAACCGGAGGGUCUGCUACGGAAGCUGGAGCAUUUGAUUCAGGGAUCGUAG